ACUCUUGAAGCAAUGGUACUCUGAUGCACCAAUGCAAAGGAAAGUGGUGCCAUUGCUUACUGAGGGGAGGGGAAGAAUACAGGUUUCAGUUCUCCACUACGGCAGUGCAAUGCUUAUUUUUGUUUAUUCCAGUGAAAAUUGAAAACCUCCCCUUGUUUGACAUUCUGCCACACCUACAGCCCAUUAAGGAAAAAGGCUAUGGGGCAUCAGAGUAUAUGAUAUAGCUCUUUCGAUUGCUUUACAUGUUACUGCCAACUUUUAUAGUUUGGCAUCAACAACCAACUAGCUAGUAGUCAAUGGAGUAAAAGAGACUUUGGGAGCAAGUCAGAAGCGUAAUUUCUUUGAGCAUUCUUCAUAAUCAUAUUCUUCUUUUGUUGUCAAGUAGUUUUCACCUAUUACUGUUCUGUUUGUUGCUUUGUCCAUUGCAUUGCCUCCUGACUGCAUUUCAGGUUAUGUAGUCAUAAAUUAUCAUAUACACUGAUAGGGUUAAGAACAAGAUAUCAGCUAAUUUUCAUUGGUGGAGCAAGGUACUGAGAAACAAGGAGAGUUGAGAUUUGAAGAAAUUCAAAAUCAGUUUUGAAUGAAGACUGAGGCUGGAGAUGGGACCGGCCAACAUGCUAUCUUCAGCAUUGAUAUGUUUCUAGAGGUAACACAUCUCUUUCUGUAUCCAUGCUCUUUCAGGGAAUUGCAAGCGGUUACAAGUACUCGAUGCUCAAUCUCAAAGGUGGGAAAUAGCCACUUCUUUUUGAAAGGCAAAUGCAGAAAGAAGAGAUAAAGUAAAGGAUGUCAUUCUCAGAAGAGCAGAGAAACUUGUGUCUGAAGGCUAUAUGCCACCCCCAUUCCAUUUGCCAGCCACGGGAAUCAUGAUUAGUCUUGCGUUGAUUUGCUUCGAAGCAGCACUAUCUCACUUUCCAGGACAUCUUUAAGCUGAACAAUCUCCAUAACCCUUCAUGUGCGUAUUCUCGCAACAAAAAACAUUAUAUCCCCUGGGCUUCAAGAAUUUCACAGACGCGCAAAUCAAUCUGAACACUGAAAAGUGAAACAAAUGGCUUCGUUUCUUCUUUUUUUUUUCAGAAAAUGCUUGUGACUUGCGAGUUACUCAUUUCAUCUGAUCUACUAGCGUACCGUACCGUUUAUUUCUUCUGAUCAACUAGUGUACUGUAUCGUCAUUAAAAAAAAAAUCUAGUGUACUGUUCAUUGCUUUUCCUUGCAGGCUGACAUUUCGCUUGGUUACCGCAUGAUGGCGCCCUGUCAAAUAUAAGUACGACAAUGGUGAUGUGUACCCAUCUCUGAUUACUCUAGAAUUGUCGUAACUUUCUGCAAAGGUGGUUGCAACAACUCUUCUCAGGUUUCGCGUCAUUCUUUGCAAUAAAAAUGCCCGAAGACCUGGUUGCAAGCAAGUGCCAGGAAGCGACCAUGGCACAAAGAAAUAUUCGGUCCGGCCGUGACAUGGAAUGAAACUGUAUUCUAUACCCUGAUCCCCAGAGGGAUUUUGAAUCGUCACCUAACCGGUCGUUUUCAGGACGUCUGCGUGAAGGAGCGUGUCCGGACUGCCAAGCUGAAACCUGAAUUGGCCCGGAAGGUUUCAAACUUCGAUGGAGGGAGGAACACCAGAACUCUGAACAAAGUGAUAAGCUCAAGUGUCAGCUUCAGAUUUGGUGCCAUCUUCAGGUGGAGUGUCCUUAAACCUGUGACUUGAGUACUGGUGGUGGAGGAGCAUUACCAUCUCUAGGCAAGGGCGUGUAUGUCACGUGCGGGCCAUGAGACCAGUGUGCGGAACGGUAGGUACGCGGCACGUGCCCCAGGUGUACAAACUCAGCUCCAGUACGUACAGCCCCUGCAGGGUGAGACCCAGAAAAGGUGGCAAAAAAAUAAAGGGGAGCUGAUGGAUUAAUAUCUGGGGGUGGGUUUGGUUGCCCCCUUUGUCCUCGUACGAUUAGACUAGUGGUAGAAGCAGCCUAGCUCAUCAUCACUGCUUGGCGUGGCCGUUAAGUGCAAGCACUGUGCGGCUGCUUCGUCUUCUUCCACCUCGCGGCCAUAAACACGCGCGAGAAGCUCGCUGACCAUGUGAAGCGGACGACUCUGCUUUCCUCUCGAUUGUUUCCAGCGGGCCGCCGCCGUCUUGUUACCUCCUUUUUCUUUGCGGUGAUUCUCCGUUUCCCCGGGUUUUUGCGUGCUCGGCAGAGGAGAAACGGCAUGCCGCCGGCGAGGUUGCUCGGGAUCUCCAUCUUCUGCUUGCUUCUCGUCAGGAACUCUGAAUCUUUUUCAGAUGACGUAUCUGCGCUUCUUGCGUUCAAGAGAGCCAUCUACGAGGACCCUCUGUCCAAGCUGUCGGACUGGAACUCCAGGGACAAGGAUCCCUGCACAUGGUCCGGUGUCGGGUGCUCGGCGUUCAACAGCCGCGUGGUUACUCUAGAGUUGUCGAAUUCAUCUCUCCAAGGAUUCUUGGCACCAGAAAUCGGAUCCCUGAGAUAUUUGCAAAAACUCGUGUUGGAUCACAAUACAUUCCUGGGCUCAAUACCAAAAGACACCGGCAAGUUAAAGAACCUGAUCGAGCUGAACCUUAGCAGCAACCAACUUGUGGGGCCCAUUCCCAGUGAGAUCGGUGACAUGCCAAAUAUCGCAAAAAUAGACCUUCACGCAAAUCGGUUGGAUGGCGCUAUCCCUCCUGAGCUUGGCAAGUUGGGAAGCCUCCUUGAGCUACGAUUGAGCAAUAACCGCCUUACAGGGACUAUUCCUGCAAGUAAUGAUUCGAACAUGGAAUCAACCAACAGUAAUGACCAAAUUGGAUUGUGUCAGUUAUCUCAGCUAACCGAUAUUGACCUCUCGUAUAACUUUUUGGUUGGAGAUAUUCCGACAUGCUUAAAGCAGAUCCAAAGAUCAAGCUUGGUAGGGAAUUGUUUCCAGGACAAUGACACAUCAAACCGUCCACUCCAGCAAUGUGAAAUUAAUCAGGGCACAGGCAAAGACAACCAUACUGAUGAGAAUGAGCAGAAAGGCCUGCCAGAGCCACUUUGGCUUCUCAUUCUGGAAGUCAUCGCAGCAGUUUCGUUCCUUUGUUUGUUGACACUUUGUACCAUCACUGGCCUCCGAAGGUGCAGAGCUAGAUCCUCAGGGUCCGGGAACAGUGCUCCAUGGACAAGAGCCGUGAGCUGGAAGGAGAACACCGUAAUAUCAAUUGAUGAUGAUCUCCUGGUAAAUGUGCCGAAGAUAAGCCGGCAGGAGCUUGCAGAAGCUUGUGAAGACUUCAGCAACAUAAUUGGAUCUUCUCAUGAGACAGUCGUGUACAAGGGAACUCUGAAGGAUGGCCAGGAGAUCGCUGUUGUGUCCCUGUCCGUUUCAGUGCAUUACUGGAAUGACUAUGUGGAGCUGUACUUUCAGAAGGAGGUGAUAGAAAUGGCUAGGCUGAGCCAUGAAAAUAUUGCCAAGCUGGUGGGAUACUGCAAGGAGUCUGAGCCGCUCUCGAGAAUGCUGGUCUUUCAGUACCCACCAAAUGGGACACUCUAUGAGCAUCUUCACGAUGGGGAAGGGUGGCAGCUAUCUUGGCCCAGACGGAUGAAACUAGCACUGGCCAUUGCGCGUGCUCUCAGAUACUUGCACACCGAGUUGCAACCUCCGUUUGCUGUUGCUGCACUGACGUCCAGUUCAAUCUACCUAACUGAAGAUUACUCACCAAAGAUAAUCGAUUUCGAGAGGUGGAGAUAUCUUGUGACCAAACCAGGACUUGGCUCCGUAAAUGGCGGGCCUGUCAACAGCAUUACGGAUUCUCGGCACAAGCGCUUCAUGGACGUCCAGGCAAACACCUUCGCGUUCGGGGUGAUCCUGCUGGAGCUGAUCAGCGGCAGAGCCUCGGUUUCCAAAGAUACAGGGGACCUGGUGGACUGGGCAAGGAAGCACCUGGAGCACCCCGAGGAGUUCAGCAAGUUGGUGGACGAGAGGCUGCAGAGGCAGAGCGUGAACCAGGAGAGCCUGGGCAUCGUCUGCAACGUGGUGAACCUGUGCAUCGACCCGGAGCCGUCGCGCCGGCCCUCCAUGAGCAUGAUCGCGGCCAUCCUGGAGGAAGGCAUCGAGACAUCAGCGGCCACCUUAAUGAGGGACUCGUCUCUGGCCUGGGCCGAGGCCGAGCUGGCCAUCUCCUAGAUGCCCUUCGCUCGUCUGGCCCUCCAUGUAGUUGCUUGACAGUAAUGGUUUGACCCAUUGUUACUCCAUUUGGCAUUGUAAUGAUUUUUGUCUUGAGAAGGAAUGGCACAAAGAUCUGAAUUGAAAAUGACUCGCCUUUUUUAUU
Molecule: messenger RNA, 4285 nt
Organism: Panicum hallii
Lineage: Eukaryota; Viridiplantae; Streptophyta; Magnoliopsida; Poales; Poaceae
Product: probable LRR receptor-like serine/threonine-protein kinase At1g63430
Exons: 16
Coding region: 2197-4140 (647 amino acids)
Biological process (GO): protein phosphorylation
Molecular function (GO): protein kinase activity; protein binding; ATP binding
Source: RefSeq, a predicted model, not a curated record